AUGUCCGAAGGCGAGAAGGUCCGCGCGUCCGGCGAGACCCCGCGUGAGACUCUGCCCACCGUCAACCCGUCGGCGGAGAAGCAGGAGGCUCCCAAGGCGGCUUUCCACCCCGCCGUCUACGUGAGUGUCUGGAUCACUCUGAGCUCCACCGUUAUCCUCUUCAACAAGCACCUUCUCGACUACGCCAACUUCCGUUUCCCCAUUAUCCUCACAACAUGGCACUUGACCUUCGCGACCAUCAUGACCCAGCUCCUGGCCCGCACCACCACUGUCCUCGAUGGCCGCAAGUCCGUGAAGAUGACCGGCCGCGUCUAUCUGCGCGCUAUCGUCCCCAUCGGUCUCAUGUUCAGUCUGAGCUUGAUCUGUGGUAACAUGACCUAUCUGUACCUGAGUGUGGCCUUUAUUCAGAUGUUGAAGGCUACCACCCCCGUCGCUGUCCUGCUCGCUACCUGGGGUAUGGGCAUGGCUCCCGUCAACUACAAGACCCUCGCGAACGUCUCAAUUAUUGUCGUUGGUGUUAUUAUUGCCUCCUUCGGCGAGAUCAAGUUCGUCAUGGUCGGUUUCCUGUUCCAGCUCGGCGGUAUCGUCUUCGAGGCCACCCGUCUGGUCAUGGUGCAGCGCCUGCUCAGCUCCGCCGAGUACAAGAUGGACCCUAUGGUCUCUCUGUACUACUUCGCCCCCGUCUGCGCCGUUAUGAACGGUUCCGUUGCUCUGUUCCUCGAGGUUCCCCGCGUCACCAUGGACCACAUCUACGGUGUCGGCAUCUGGGUUCUCCUUGCCAACGCCAUGGUUGCCUUCCUGCUGAACGUCUCCGUCGUUUUCCUGAUCGGCAAGACCUCUUCUCUGGUCAUGACCCUGUGCGGAGUCCUGAAGGAUAUCCUUCUGGUAGCCGCCUCCAUGAUGAUCUGGAACACCCCCGUCUCCGGCCUCCAGUUCUUCGGCUACUCGCUUGCCCUGGUCGGACUUGUGUACUACAAGCUCGGUAGUGACAAGAUGCGCGAGUACACCAGCCAGGCUGGCCGCGCGUGGGCCGAGUACGGCAACACCAAACCCGCGCAACGCAAGUUCGUCAUCUUCGGCGCUGCGGCUCUGGUUUUCUUCCUCUUCGUCGGUGCCAUGGCUCCCAGCUAUGCCCCGGAGCGGGUUAACCAGGUCAAGGGCAUGCUGGGUGGUGCCGCCUCUGGCAACGCUUAA
This is a messenger RNA of Penicillium cinerascens, 1194 nucleotides long. RefSeq lists its product as uncharacterized. The record is from RefSeq and is a predicted model, not a curated record. Gene Ontology annotation, molecular function: antiporter activity. Bases 1 to 1194 code for a protein of 397 amino acids. Gene Ontology annotation, cellular component: trans-Golgi network; endosome; Golgi apparatus. The transcript has 3 exons. Lineage: Eukaryota; Fungi; Ascomycota; Eurotiomycetes; Eurotiales; Aspergillaceae.